Lathyrus sativus (Indian pea) is the source of this 552-nucleotide messenger RNA. Lineage: Eukaryota; Viridiplantae; Streptophyta; Magnoliopsida; Fabales; Fabaceae. The record is from the annotation of a GenBank genome assembly.
AUGCAUCAGCAUGUCCCACCAACCCAAACCUCUCAAUUUGGGGGGUACCCAUCCUCUUCAGCUCAACAUAACUAUAACUUCCCCCAGUUUGCCCAACAAUAUCAUCCCCAACCCUACCUCCGACCACCCAGACAGUUCACCCCAUGCACAACCCCCAACUUUCAGCAGAGCAACCCUUAUUUCCAAUAUCCUACAAAUCCUACCUUCAACACUACCUUCUCUCAACCCUCCUUCACGCCCGAUGACGUAUACAUCCCAACCAUGCAACAACCCCAAGCCGAUACCUACCCACAACCACCACAACCAUCACAUUCAUUUCAACAUUUUUUACUGACAGAGGAGCAACUGACGCAAAUGCCAGAUUUUAACAUCGAAGAUAUUCUAAAUGAUGAUGAACCAGGACCCUCUUCAAGGCAGACAAUCCCCCCGAGAACACAUCAUAAUGAAGAUUUGUCUUCAGACUCCUCUCAAUCAGCUGCAAACGAGCGUUUGGGCAGAGGAUACCGACAGCGAAGGCCCCCUAGGUGUGGAACUGGAGGUCAUCUCCGAUGA